Messenger RNA from Phanerochaete carnosa HHB-10118-sp, 549 nucleotides. RefSeq lists its product as uncharacterized. Gene Ontology annotation, molecular function: 4-hydroxy-tetrahydrodipicolinate synthase activity. NCBI's taxonomy places the organism in Eukaryota, Fungi, Basidiomycota, Agaricomycetes, Polyporales, Phanerochaetaceae. Bases 1 to 549 code for a protein of 182 amino acids. The record is from RefSeq and is a predicted model, not a curated record. The transcript is spliced from 3 exons.
AUGCACCGAAGAGCAGCACUCCAAGGCAAACUCGUGUGGAUGUUCAAGCUCAAGCUCAAGAGGCGUCUGCCGAAGUACAAAGACGUCUGCCCUAAAGUGUUGGAUGAUUGCGCGACGGACGAAGAGAAAGCCUUCACGGCAUCACACCCGCGGGAAAACCCAAAUGCGCCGUUCCUCGUUCUGGGGGGCUUCGCUGACUUCAUCCUCCCCUUGACCGCCGUCAACGGCCACGGUGCCAUCAUCGGCCUCGCGAACGUCGCACCGCACGCCUGUGCAAAAUUGUUUGACAUUUCCGUCGCGUCCCUUUCAGAUCCUUCGUUGCUUCAUGAGGCGCAGCGUCUGCAGGGCAUCGUUGCUCGUGGAGAUUUCACCAUUGCAAAGGCGUCCAUAGCUGGGACUAAGUUCCUGCUCGAGAAGCUCUAUGGCUAUGGUGGCCUUCCCCGCAAACCGCUCCCGCCUAUCAGUCAUGAAGCCGCUCGGGCGCUGUGGGAGCACCCACAUGUGCAAGAACUUAUUGCGACGGAACGAAGCGGGAAGGUUUCUCAGUAG